AUGUCUCCUCCAAAACCUACAACUUCCAUAGUAAUGUUUCCUAAUGGAAUUACAUGGAAGAAAUUACAGACAAAGAAUUGGGACCCUUGGCGCCGAAUUUCCCAGCUUCUCUCGCGGAGCGAGGUUCUGAGUCUCCCGAGACGAGAAGCGUUGUUGGUGCGCGUGGCGGCACCGUUUGGGAUUCCGGACAGCACACAAUUGCAGAAGCUAUCUGCAGUGAGCAGAAUCCCAGCCAGUCCCCCCACCGCCGUUAGAGGUCAGCACAAGAAGAUCGAGCAAGAAGAAAAUGGCUUGUUUGAAAUUCCAGAUUGUGAAGCAUUACAGAGGAUGAAACUUAUCCUCCCUUGCCACCCCAACCCCCCCCCCCCCACCCCGGCCUCUCCAGAGAGAGAUCCGGCAGAAGCGGAAGCUGAUGAAGGAUCAGGGGGCGGAAUACGGGUGCCGCCAAAGAGAACAGUUAAGAGCAAUCUACCUAAGCUAGAUGCUGCAAGAUCGACUUCAGAGAGGGGGCUUCCAGCCUUAAGGCGUGUGUUUGAUAAGACAAAAUUCAAGGGGAAAGGUCACGAGGCUGAAGACCUGAAAACGCUAAUGAGACACGUGGAGCCCUGGGCUCAUAGGACUCUAUUCCCCAAACUGCAAUUUGAAGAUUUUAUUGACAGAGUUGAAAACCUAGGAAAUAAGAAGGCGGUUCAGACCUGUUUAAAACGAACUGGACUUGAUCUGCCUAUUGUACAUGAAGAUUUUGUUAAUGAUGAAGUUGAGGACACUAACAGCCUUGAUGUAACUGCUACUGAAUCUGAUCCCUUUUUGACAAGUGCAUCCAACAGCAGGAAGUUUGCUUCUGAAUCAACUGGAAGCCUAACAGAAGAGCAGCAACAGAGAAUUGAGGGGAAUGAACAGCUGGUCUUGGAAAGAAGGCAGGUAAUGCUACGACGGAGUAAUAGCCAGUCCCUGGAAAGUGACGGGACAGUUGAAGAGACUAGAACUGGUGAGGAUCAAGAAGAGUCAAAUGGAUUAAACAGAGACACCGCUGAUGGCCCACAUGAUGUCCCUUCUGCCAGCACUCAUGAAGAGGAACAGCUCAACGCAGAGGAAACACAGCUGGAAACACUAACUUAG
This is a messenger RNA of Apodemus sylvaticus (European woodmouse), 1119 nucleotides long. Its product is annotated as TIMELESS-interacting protein-like. Gene Ontology annotation, molecular function: DNA binding. Gene Ontology annotation, biological process: DNA replication checkpoint signaling; DNA damage response; replication fork processing. Gene Ontology annotation, cellular component: replication fork protection complex; nucleus. NCBI's taxonomy places the organism in Eukaryota, Metazoa, Chordata, Mammalia, Rodentia, Muridae. The record is from RefSeq and is a predicted model, not a curated record.